UGCAACUUUAACAUGUUGUAUUUCCACUUUCAUCUUAUUCUUAAUAAUAACCUUACUAACAUUAUUAACAUUCUCCAGCUUCAUUACAAUUUUCACAUCCAUCUUGACAAUUAGAAGUAUUGUUGUUUUCAUCUGUGGUUUGAUUUUCUAAACAUUAUCUUUCAGUUUCAUUAUAUUAAUAUCCACUCAUACAAGUAUUGCAUCCGCUUUAAUCACAUGUUUCACAGUUUUCGAAUUUAUUGCUGCAAUUUUAACAUAUUGUUUUUCCACUUUCAUCCUAUUCUUAAUAAUAACCUUACUAACAUUAUUAACAUUCUCCAGCUUCAUUACAAUUUUCACAUCCAUCUUGACAAUUAGAAGUAUUGUUGUUUUCAUCUGUGGUUUGAUUUUCUAAACAUUAUCUUUCAGAUUCUUUUAAUAAAUAUCCAACAGUGCAAGAAAUACAUCCGCUUUAAUCACAUGAUUCACAGUUUUCGAAUUUACUGAUGCAACUUUAACAUGUUGUAUUUCCACUUUCAUCCUAUUCUUAAUAAUAACCUUACUAACAUUAUUAACAUUCUCCAGCUUCAUUACAAUUUUCACAUCCAUCUUGACAAUUAGAAGUAUUGUUGUUUUCAUCUGUGGUUUGAUUUUCUAAACAUUAUCUUUCAGCUUCUUUAAAUAAAUAUCCAACAGUGCAAGAAAUACAUCCGCUUUAAUCACAUGAUUCACAGUUUUCGAAUUUACUGCUGCAACUUUAACAUGUUGUAUUUCCACUUUCAUCUUAUUCUUAAUAAUAACCUUACUAACAUUAUUAACAUUCUCCAGCUUCAUUACAAUUUUCACAUCCAUCUUGACAAUUAGAAGUAUUGUUGUUUUCAUCUGUGGUUUGAUUUUCUAAACAUUAUCUUUCAGCUUCUUUAAAUAAAUAUCCAACAGUGCAAGAAAUACAUCCGCUUUAAUCACAUGAUUCACAGUUUUCGAAUUUACUGCUGCAACUUUAACAUGUUGUAUUUCCACUUUCAUCCUAUUCUUAAUAAUAACCUUACUAACAUUAUUAACAUUCUCCAGCUUCAUUACAAUUUUCACAUCCAUCUUGACAAUUAGAAGUAUUGUUGUUUUCAUCUGUGGUUUGAUUUUCUAAACAUUAUCUUUCAGCUUCUUUAAAUAAAUAUCCAACAGUGCAAGAAAUACAUCCGCUUUAAUCACAUGAUUCACAGUUUUAGAAUUUACUGCUGCAACUUUAACAUGUUGUAUUUCCACUUUCAUCCUAUUCUUAAUAAUAACCUUACUAACAUUAUUAACAUUCUCCAGCUUCAUUACAAUUUUCACAUCCAUCUUGACAAUUAGAAGUAUUGUUGUUUUCAUCUGUGGUUUGAUUUUCUAAACAUUAUCUUUCAGUUUCAUUAUAUUAAUAUCCACUCAUACAAGUAUUGCAUCCGCUUUAAUCACAUGUUUCACAGUUUUCGAAUUUACUGCUGCAACUUUAACAUGUUGUAUUUCCACUUUCAUCCUAUUCUUAAUAAUAACCUUACUAACAUUAUUAACCUUCAUCAGAUUUAGAACAAUUAUGGCACUGAUUAUCUUCAUUACCGCCAUUAUUAUUUUCAUCUAUGUUUUAAUCAUUUUAGCAUUAAUUUUCUUAUUAAUUUUUUGUAUAACCAUUUAUACAAGAAAUGCAAUAAUCUUCUUCACAUGUUUCACAAUUAUCAAAUUUACUGUCACACUUUAUACAUAUAGUAUUUCCUUUUUCAUCUUCAUCAUCAUAGUAAUUACUUUUACAUUAUAAACAUUCCCCUGAUUCAGAGCAAUCAUCACAACCAUCAUCACAUUAUAAAUAAUUAUUACUUUCAUCGGUGUUUGUAAUUUAUUAGCAUUAUUAAUCAAUUUCGUUUUAUUUAUAUCCAAUCUUACAUUAUUUGCAUCCAUUUUAAUCACAUAAUUCACAAUUUUCGAAUUUUAUACCGCAUCUUAAACAUACUUUAUUAUCAUUUUCAUCAUUAUCUUCAUAAUAUUCUUCAUUACAUUUUUCACAUUUUCUGUUUUCAUUACAAAUUUAACAUCCAUCAUCGCAAUCAGAAACAUUAUUAUAUUCAUCUGUGUUACUAUUUUCUUAGCAUUAUUAUUCAGAUUCAUUAUAUUAAAACCCACUAAUACAUGAAUCGCAUACAUUUUAAUCACAUUUUGCACAAUUAUCGAAUUUACUACUGCAAAGAAAACAUUAAUUAUUUUUUUAAUCAUAAUAAUAAUCAUUUUAGCAUUAUUAACAUAUUUAAGAUUAAUCACAUUACAAGCAUCCCGUAGGGCAUUUAUAUUCACCGUCUUCUGAA
Ichthyophthirius multifiliis is the source of this 2309-nucleotide messenger RNA. RefSeq lists its product as hypothetical. The transcript has a single exon. The record is from RefSeq and is a predicted model, not a curated record. The annotation marks the transcript as partial. NCBI's taxonomy places the organism in Eukaryota, Ciliophora, Oligohymenophorea, Hymenostomatida.